AAUCAAUAAUGACUUUCUUUUACCCUCCGAUCAUUUUUCUCAAGCCUACUCUUGAAACAGGAAGUUGCUAUAAAAGUGAAAGGCAUGGCCUGCUGCUAGGAGUUCAUUGAGCAGCUUCUGUAUGUGAUAUACAAAAUGAGAUUUGCGGUUGCUUUUAGUAUACUCUUUGCAAGUUAUGUGGCAGUAGAAGGAACAUACGAUCUUUUCCCCGAUUCACACUUCAGCUCGACGUAUAUUCCAACUAAAAGUAACAAUGACUGGAUUGCAUUAAGUGGCAAACUGAAAGAUUUUUCGAAUGAUUAUGGCCAAGUAUAUGGCAUAGUGGAUUCUAUCUCUGGUUCAUAUCCUUCAUUUUAUCGCCAAAUUACAAAAAUUCCUGUUAAAGGUGGUAUUACUAUUGUACCUGCUCCAAAAAAUCUUGGUUCUUUUUCUAAUGCUUUAUAUUUGGAAGAUUAUUCAUCCGUAAAUCAAGUUCCUCACAUUAAAGUGCCUCCUCUCGACAUUUAUGGAAAACUAGGGUCUAGUGGUUACUUAUACCAACUGAAAAAUGUACCUGUUCACUUUAUUUCUAGUCAUCGCCCUCAGACUCUCAGUUACCACACUACAAUUGGAUUAUCCCCAGAGAUUCAUUAUGAUGGAAGUCUAUUAAAUUACGAUAGUUCUCAGUUGCGCAGUUCCAUACCCAACAAAAAUUCUGAAUAUAAUGAAAGAAUUUAUCGUCAUGGUAUAUUCGGUAGUCGUUACGUUGAUGAAGACUAUCAUCAUGGGAACUAUGGUGACAAUCAAGAAAGUCUGAUUUCUCCUUAUCACGAAGAAGGAAAUCUGGCUAUCAUACCCCACAAUCACCAAGUUCAUGAAAUAUCCCAUCAAGAAAACUCUGGAAUACCCGACAAGCAUAAUCUGGAAGAAAGAGAUCAUUCUGUUUAUGAAGAGAAUCAUUCAGCUCAUGAAUCUGAGCCCGAGGAUGGAGGAGAAAUUUUGAAUUCCCACAAGGUUCCAGAAGAAAGCUUACAUGAUCAUGGCAGAGAUCUUGGAAGUGGCCAUUUCACAGAACACAAAGUAAUUCAUCAAGAUGAUGAAGAGAAAAUUUACGUAGAUGAAGUCCAUGACCAAAUUAUUGGGCCUAUUUAUAAAAAAUACGUAAUUCCCACUAUUGCACAUUUCGAAGAAGAUCAGGUGGCAAAGUAUCCUAUUCAAGAAGAAAUACAGGAAGAUGAUUUGAAAAUUCAGAGAAAUCCUAGCAAACUUUCAGGAGUUUCUGAUCAAAAUAUUAAACUGGAAGAUUAUGACGAAAACCAAAAAAUACAAAAUCCAACAAGCGAUGUGAAAAAUGAACACAGUGAUUUGCAAGGAGGAAAUUACGGUAGCGAAGUGCAGCAGGAAAAGCAAUCAGAAACACAGCCUAAUUAUGAAGCAUCCUUAAUACAGAAGGAUAAAGAGGAACUGCCGUCUUUCCCUUUUUCAAAUGCUGCGCAAGAUUCCUAUGAUGGUAAAAAGUACACAGGAGGAAAGAACCCAAUUCUUUCUGAAAAUGUACCUAUCGAGCAAAACAUGUAUAAGCCAGCUCAGACUGUGAAACCUUCAUCUGCAGAUUCGUCAGAUAAUGAACAAAAGAAAUAUGAUCAGCAGGAAAAAAUGAAAGAUUAUAAAAUUGAGCAGAGUACCAUAACAGAUGGAAAAACAAACUACUUACCUAAUGAAGACAAAGCUGGUAGCUACGAACAAAUAUCCAAUAAUAAAAACUCGGAUUACAAGUUCGAGAAUGAACAGUCUGGAGGUAGAAGCAAACAAUAUCGUAAAUACGAGAAACCGAGAUCUAGCAGCUAUGAAAUAGAAAUUCUACACUCUAAUAGAGAUGGUUACCAACAUUCCACUCCAUAUGAGCAAUUUUCACAAGUAGAAGAGCUAACGUCCCAGUUAUACCCAAAAAGUCGGAGUCAAGAGCUUCGGAAACAGUCUCAGCCAACAGAGGCAAGACAAAAUACAUAUCAAGAAAAUUCUCCUUUAGAACAGAAACAAGUUUUUACUGAUGGGCCCAAAGAAAGAAAGUAUUUAGAACACAAAUUUAUUUAUACUGAACAGAAGCAAGAUACGAAGGAUAGCGUGGAAGGUUAUAAUAGAUAGACUACGAGUAAAUGCUAUCAUCCAUACCAUCUGUAUAGUAACGAAAAGGCACCGAUGAUGGUGAAACUGCUCAAGCUCAAGAAACUGCUAUGUGCAAUCUUCAGUACGUCUCAAUGGAUCUGAAUAAGAUUCUGGGGAGGACAUAGCUACAUUGUUAAGCAUUUCAAACCGUAUAGGGGGAACGUGUGUAAGAUAUAUAACUAUUGUAUUUUAUGGAAAGGGAAAAUAUUUCCAAGCCUGAAAUAAAAUAUCUCUACUUCAUUCUCUGAUCGAAGACAUUUUGCAUCAUAGUUCCAAUCUUACAUAUAAGGAAAAUUACACAAAUAAGAUUUAUUUGUAUAAAAGGAUAAAUAAGAUUUAUUUGUAUGUACUUAUUUACAUAUAUAUAAUAUUUUUUCUAAUUAUGUAUACAUAUAUAUUAUAUAUACAUAGAUGUAAUAAAAAGUCAGUGUCAUAA
This is a messenger RNA of Stegodyphus dumicola, 2581 nucleotides long. RefSeq lists its product as uncharacterized. NCBI's taxonomy places the organism in Eukaryota, Metazoa, Arthropoda, Arachnida, Araneae, Eresidae. The record is from RefSeq and is a predicted model, not a curated record.